Messenger RNA from Trichoderma gamsii, 1707 nucleotides. RefSeq names its product vegetative cell wall protein gp1. The record is from RefSeq and is a predicted model, not a curated record. Bases 1 to 1707 code for a protein of 568 amino acids. Lineage: Eukaryota; Fungi; Ascomycota; Sordariomycetes; Hypocreales; Hypocreaceae. The transcript has 3 exons.
AUGUCUAGCAUCGUCUAUGCAAGACGCAGUUUGGAAGCUGAAUGGUAUCUCUCUAGUUCUUCCGAGAGCAACUCUGGAGUCAUCGAUCUUCUACACGAUAUACUUACGAGGUUACCGCCUGCGCAAAAGCAUGAAGAAGAGACUAGUCACUCUACUCCUGCCAGCUCACUCGCCUUCACAGCGGUAGACCAUGUUAUCGAAUGGCCGAUAUUCGGGACCAACAGAUCAGGUCAUUGGGCACCCUUUUGCUUGUUGGCUACUGCCCAGGGGCAGAAUUUCAAUCACAAAGCGGCCCCGGCCACUGGACUACUGCAGCUGGACUGGGACGAAAUUCCCUCGUUGUUGACUAAAUUCCUCAGAAUGGCCCACAUAAUGAAUCCUAUUCUGGAUUGCCCUACCCUGAUGAAGUAUGGGAGGGCUGUUGUUGAACUUGGCCCGCAAUGGGACUCUCGUACGUGCCUUGUGCUUGUUGCCGCAGCGCUUGGCGCAAUAGCCAGCCCAUUCAGUCCGUUUGCCGAUACAGUUGAGAGUCUCUCGAGCUCGUCGUCGCGACAAGACGGCAAUGCACUUCGUCAAAAGGCAGAAUCAUAUUACGAAUAUGCCCGAAGGCGAUUUGGUCUUCUAGGUAUAGACCUCACGUCAUGCCAUUGCUACUUUUUAUCAGGCGUGUAUCUCUUAUGGACCCUUCGACCGAUUGAAGCCUGGCAGGCAUUCUCUCAAGCUACCUCCCUAUACACUCUAUAUUUGAAAAUCCUGGCUGCAAGGCGUCUUACUCACAUUAGAGAUACUACUGAUGGCGAGAUGGUCCCUGACGAACAUGAGUGUCAUGAGAAUCUGAAGCAAUGCCUCGAGCAACGACUGUAUUGGAGCUGCAUCAAGUCUGAAAAUGAUAUGUUCUCCGAGGUCGAAUUGCCCAGAUCUGCGCUACACGCCGUUGAUUUUCCCUACCAAUUCCCUUCCCCUCCGACACCGAAAGACGUGGGUGGGCUAGAUGACCGCCAGUACUUUGACGCAUCGACAUCUUCAUCUGCUACUGCUUCAUCGGUGUCCAGUAAUACUGUCGAUAUACAAGAUUUCAAAGAAACUCACGAGAACUCAUGGUUCAACUACCUCUCUGAAAUAUCGCUCUCCAAGCUCUCGGUCAGCGUUGACCAGGCAUUUUACUCGGCACCCGCGUCUGCAUGGAUGAGCAUGAAUGUACCAGGCAUGAUAAAUACGGCUCAUGAUUUCGAGAGGCAAAUAGAGCAAUGGCAAGAGGCUCUUCCUCGUGCCAUUUCCUGCUUCAGCCAACCACCAAAUCUGUCGGCAAUCAGUGAAUUUCAGCUGGCGGCUUGGUUGCGCUCUGCGAAUAUCAAACUGCGUGUCUAUCGCCCAUUCUUGUACCUCCUUGCACAUGCGCAGGAUCAAGACUGGUCGAUGAAUGGUUCGCUGAGACAGCUGGCUGAAAGGGCGGUUCUGUUGUCUCUUGACCCGCUGUUCAACAUUGGGCUGAGACAUAGACAUGCUGGGGCAUGGCUGAGAUGCCGAGAGACAACCUGUCGUGCACUGAUCAUCAUCUGUGCAGAGCGAAUUGGGCUUCUAAGGAGCAUGGAGCUGGAGCAGUACGCGCAAGAAUCACUCAAGAUAUGCAUCGCACACUUGCGCUAUUGGGAGGCAGAGGCUGAAGAUGUUCGCCUGGCUCGUCAAGCUCUGGAAAUGAUGAUAUGA